ACAGCCUUGAAGCAAAUAUCAAACCCAGACGCUUGUAUAACGCCCCUCAAAUAAUGUAUAUCUUCAGGCAUCGUUAAUUUUCACAGUCGAGUUAGUUCUUUCAAAGAUCCCAUCUUUUUAUGGGUUUUACCAUAUAAUCCGAUCUCCUUAUCGGAGUAUCAGUUGGAGCAUAACCCAUGCAUCGUUCCGUCUGGAGGUGCAUGUUCACCCGUUCGAGAUGGCUUAGGGAUACAUUGCUAUUUAGACCGGCUCAUCCGAUUAUUCAGCCUCUUACGUCUUCGACUUGUUUUGGAAACCCCAACCACCGCAAUUUUGUUGAUCAUAGAGGUGUCUUUCCACGUCAAACACCCUUUCAACAGCGUGAUGACACAAUAUACGCCCUGUCGACUGCCGAAGGUAAAGCCGGCAUUGCAGUAAUUCGAAUUUCGGGGCCUUCCUGCAAAUCUAUUUAUCACGGGCUUUGCCCAGGCAAGCCUGUGCUCAAACCUCGCUAUGCAAGCGUCAGGACAUUAUAUCAUCCGGACUCGAGUGGAUCCGAAAUACUCGAUUCGGAGGCAUUAGCGGUUUUCUUUCCAAAUCCGAAGACAGUUACCGGCGAUGACGUAUUGGAAUUGCAUGUGCACGGCGGCAGCGCAACCGUGAAAGCUGUCCUCUCAGCAAUUCCAAAAUGCGCCGCGGAAGGACCAAUUCGGUAUGCCGAACCUGGAGAAUUCACCAAGCGCGCGUUUCUCAGCAACAGGCUCGAUUUAGCACAGGUCGAAGCUCUUAGUGAGACCCUCGCAGCGGAGACAGAGCAACAGCGACGCGCGGCGGUUCGCGGUAGCAGUGGAUCGUUGGGUCGAACGUACGAUGACUGGCGUCAGCAGCUAUUGCGAGCGCGAGCUGAGAUGGAAGCUCUCAUCGACUUCUCCGAAGAUCAACAUUUCGACGAAUCGCCCAUUUCCCUUAUCGGCAACGUGACCGAGCAGGUUAAGCAGAUCCUUCAGAGCAUACACGUUCACGAAGGGGCAAGUGAACGGAGCGAGCUCCUUCGUAACGGGAUUAAAAUCGCGCUUGUGGGGCCCCCGAAUGUCGGCAAAAGCUCCUUCAUGAACCAGGUAGUCGGCAGGGAAGCGUCGAUCGUGUCAGGAGAAUCUGGUACGACGCGAGAUAUCAUUGAGGCAAAUCUUGAUAUUCGCGGCUACCUAUGCACAUUUGCGGAUACCGCUGGCUUUAGAAGUGCCGCCGGAAAGGAUCAUACGGGUCCUCGAGGAUCCGAGGCCAAGAUAGGGGCUAUUGAGGAAGAGGGUAUCCGCCGAGCGAGGGUCAAAGCCACUCAAUCUGAUGUAAUCAUCGUACUCGUCUCGGUGGAAACAGAUUCUCUUGGCAACUCCCAGAUCUGCUAUGAUUUAGAGACAUUGAGGUUGGCGGCAGAGAGUAAGGCGCACCUUCUGGUUGUCAAUAAGCGUGAUGCUGUCGCCGACGCCGAAUUGCAAGUUCUCGUUCGACGGUUUACGGACGACGUUCUCUGGAAAAUUAAGGGACUUGAGGCCAUUCGGCCGAUACUCAUCUCUUGUAAGGAGGCGCAAGAUCUAAGUUCUGACCGUAUCGACUCCGGGGGAAUUCGGGGGGUAAUCGAUCAGUUGGUGUCAUCGUUCGCAAGUAUGACAUCUCUUCCCGCCACCCUGCAAGAUCUCCAUGGUGUUACAGAGCGUCAGCGGCAGCUACUCGUCAGGUGCCGGCGGCACUUAGAGAGUUACCUCGAGAGCGUAGGUUCUACGACAUUUACGAGUGAUGAAGGCGACACCCACAGCGGGGUCGAUGAGACCGACGCCGAUAUCACGAUGGCGGCCGAGCACCUGCGUUACGCUGCCAAUUUCCUUGGUCGGAUCACUGGUCGUGGAGAAGUAGGAGAUGUGGAGGAGAUCCUUGGCGUAAUCUUCGAAAAAUUUUGUGUAGGAAAAUGACUGAAUAAAGAUGACUAGUAUGUAAUACAGAGAUGUAACAAAGAUGUGUGUUCGCCAAUAUCGCCGCCCAGAUGCUGCCAAAUAUGCAGAUGUAAAUGCUUUUCCCUUUCCGUCGUCAAAUGUCUAUCCCAUUUCCCAUGCAAUGUUGGAUAAGUG
Annulohypoxylon maeteangense is the source of this 2102-nucleotide messenger RNA. RefSeq lists its product as uncharacterized. Gene Ontology annotation, biological process: tRNA wobble uridine modification; tRNA methylation. The record is from RefSeq and is a predicted model, not a curated record. Gene Ontology annotation, cellular component: mitochondrion; cytoplasm. The transcript has 3 exons. NCBI's taxonomy places the organism in Eukaryota, Fungi, Ascomycota, Sordariomycetes, Xylariales, Hypoxylaceae. The coding region runs from base 177 to 1946 and encodes 589 amino acids. Gene Ontology annotation, molecular function: protein binding; GTPase activity; GTP binding.